GCGGGGGCGGCCCGUUACUAACCACUGCACCGCGCUGUAACCGCUAAACCAGCAGGGCUAGUCUGGGAUUUUGACAGGAGGCGUUACAUAGGCGACUUGGAGAAACAAGAAACUAAAGGAAUGGCGGUGAAUGUAUACUCCACGUCUGUAACCAACGAGAACCUGAGCCGACAUGACAUGCUGGCAUGGGUAAAUGACUCUCUCCAGCUCAGCUACACCAAAAUAGAACAGUUAUGUUCAGGUGCAGCAUAUUGUCAGUUCAUGGACAUGUUAUUUCCAGGGUGCAUUUUUCUAAAGAAGGUGAAAUUCCAAGCAAAGCUGGAGCACGAAUAUAUACACAAUUUCAAAGUUCUUCAGGCAGCUUUCAAGAGGAUGAGCGUGGACAAAAUAAUCCCAGUAGAAAAGCUUGUAAAGGGGAAGUUCCAAGACAACUUUGAGUUCGUCCAGUGGUUCAAGAAAUUCUUCGAUGCCAACUAUGAUGGAAAAGAAUACGAUCCUCUCCAAGCUAGACAGGGUCAAGACAUUGCUCCUCCCCUGAAUCCAGGUGAACACUUUUCCCACAAACCCAAGAGAACUGGUCCAGGACCACAGAGAACGUCACCGACAGUACCCAAAAACAUGCCCACGCCACAGAGGGUGAUGAACACUAAUGUCAGGAAGAACCCCAAUCUCGCUCGGAACGGAGGUGGUGAUGCUGAGAUCAUGGAGCUUAAUCAACAGCUGAUGGAACUGAAGUUAACUGUCGACGGUCUGGAGAAGGAAAGAGAUUUCUACUUCAGCAAACUGCGAGACAUUGAGCUGAUCUGCCAGGAACACGAGAACGAGAACAACUCCGUCCUCACUCGGAUAAUCGACAUCCUUUAUGCCACAGAGGAAGGAUUUGCAGCACCAGAAGAUGAGGACAUAGACGAGCAGGCCCACUUGGACCAGGAUGAAUACUGAGCGCUCCUCCCUCUUCCUCUACCCCGUCCCUACUCUUCUGCCCCGCUCCCCUCCCCACCCCACUUCCCUGCCUUCACUUUGGAAUUAUUCCCCUCAUUGCACGCUGUUGAUAUCUCCUUCAUUAACUCUGUAUCUAUGGAUGC
This is a messenger RNA of Silurus meridionalis, 1085 nucleotides long. RefSeq names its product microtubule-associated protein, RP/EB family, member 3a (gene mapre3a). Gene Ontology annotation, molecular function: microtubule plus-end binding. NCBI's taxonomy places the organism in Eukaryota, Metazoa, Chordata, Actinopteri, Siluriformes, Siluridae. Gene Ontology annotation, biological process: regulation of microtubule polymerization or depolymerization; spindle assembly; protein localization to microtubule plus-end. Gene Ontology annotation, cellular component: microtubule organizing center; spindle midzone; cytoplasmic microtubule. The transcript has 7 exons. Bases 121 to 942 code for a protein of 273 amino acids. The record is from RefSeq and is a predicted model, not a curated record.